AUGUUUGUCGAUGGAUCGGUGGCUGUUGUGUCGGUGAGGAUCGAGUGCAGCCUCGUCAGCGAAGGGGCCAGACAGCUGAGUGAUCGCGCCUUCCAGCAAGCACUCGUGCCUGCCUUGUUUGCUGCUGCAGCCCUCCUGCCCUCACCGACAGCCUUUGGUCUUGCAAAGGCGUCGACACCACCACGGCUUCGGCCCUGCUCCUCCUCAACCUUCAAAUUGUCUCUACUCGACCAGCUCCUCACGUUCUCAACAACAUCCCGCCCCCGCCGUUUGCCGUCGUCUAAGAAAGAGCUUGAGCGCGCGUUCUUUUUGUCCGCCGCCAACCAGACCCUCGAAUCACCCAACCCUCAGCUGCCGCAUAGGACGCUCUCGGAGGUUCUUCCUCUCGUAGAGGAAGAGUCGGGGAGACCUCGCCCACAACCAAGCCUCGGCUUCGCGCCUUUCAAGCCGCCUUAA
This is a messenger RNA of Dothidotthia symphoricarpi CBS 119687, 456 nucleotides long. RefSeq lists its product as uncharacterized. NCBI's taxonomy places the organism in Eukaryota, Fungi, Ascomycota, Dothideomycetes, Pleosporales, Dothidotthiaceae. The record is from RefSeq and is a predicted model, not a curated record. The transcript is spliced from 2 exons. Bases 1 to 456 code for a protein of 151 amino acids.